Colletotrichum spaethianum is the source of this 1455-nucleotide messenger RNA. RefSeq names its product aspercryptin biosynthesis cluster-specific transcription regulator atnN. The coding region runs from base 1 to 1455 and encodes 484 amino acids. The transcript has 2 exons. NCBI's taxonomy places the organism in Eukaryota, Fungi, Ascomycota, Sordariomycetes, Glomerellales, Glomerellaceae. The record is from RefSeq and is a predicted model, not a curated record.
AUGAAGCGCGUCCAGCCUGCAACAGGCAGAAAAUGCGAUGGCUAUGUAACACCGCCGACGGGAACGUAUUCAUGGCCUCAGCUGCUCCACGUACGUCCGCCGCCGACCCAGACGGCACCGGAUACCGAGCUUCGGGGUCUGGCCUUCUUCCGCAGCGACGUUGCUCCCGCUUUGGCGGGGCUUCUUGAUAGUUACUUCUGGACGCACCUUGUUCCCCAGAUCUCUCAUCAAGAGCCCGCCGCGAAACAUGCUGCAUUGGCCAUCAGCUCACUUUACGAAAAGUUCAAUGAGGGCAUGGAUCUGUCUAGCGAGAAUGAUGCCUUUGCAGUCGCCCACUACAACAAAGCCAUCAAACAUCUAAGGACUACGAGUAAUCAGGAGACGGUGCUUUUCGUGUGCAUUCUCUUCGUUUGCAUUGAUAUGCUUCGCGGUCAGUGCCAAGGGGCCAUUGAUCACUGCCGACACGGCAUCAACAUCCUCAAUGGCGUCAAAUUAAAGUCGACUUUCACAAAAAAUUACCUGGAACCAGCAUUCUGCCGCCUUGGUGUUUUCCCUUUCUUUUUUGGGGUCAGUCCAGAAACCUUCCCAGCCAUUGCGACGCCGUGCCCUGCCCCGAACCCGCCAUUCUGUAGUCUGCUGGAAGUUCAGGCAGCGCUGGACCCGUUAAUCGUACGGACCAUCCGCUUCAUCCGAACGGCGGAUGAGUACAGGCUUGGGGACGAGAACUCUCCUGAACCGGACGCAUCUGCACUGCAAGAGCGAAACGAUAUUGACGCCGCACUCGACGCCUGGUUAACUGGUUUCCAAGUAUUCAAGAAGAGAAAGACGACUCAGAAAUGCAAGUUUGGUGCCAUGCGAGAAGCUAUCGUCGAGCGCCUGCAUGAAUCAAAAUACCUUCUCGGCAAAAUAUGGAUCGACACAUGCUUCUCUCGCGGAGAGACAGUGUAUGACCUACAUAUGGAGAAGUUCCGCGACAUCUUAGAACUUGCGGGACAGGCUGAAGCCAUAUUGCGAUCAAUGUGGAACAAGUAUCCUCGCGCCAAGUUCACGUUUGAGAUGGGCUUCACCCCCCUACUGGCGUUCAUUCUCAUCAAAUGCCGCUCACUGAGUCUGCGGGCGAAAGCAAUGCAAUUGAUGAAGGCGCUCGCCCAUGGAAAGGAAAAUCUGUGGGAGCUUCGUACUGUCACGGCUUUCGUUGGCCAGAUGAUCAAGUUCGAGCACGGCUUGCAAUUUGAUCUGGAUGGGGAUACCGCGGAUGUAAUUGACGACGGAACGCUGCCUCCAGAGGAGCGGCGUAUCAAGGACUCCGCGGUCCAACAUGAGACACGCGUAAUAACUGGUAGCGAUGGCGUAGUUACGGUGUGGAAGAAGGUCGCUCUCCUACUGAGAGAACCAGAAGGGCCUGUCACGGUCAGAGAAGAAUGGUUUUCGGUGCAAUUGAGGCGCAAGCCCUGA